This is a messenger RNA of Empidonax traillii (willow flycatcher), 2272 nucleotides long. RefSeq names its product neuralized E3 ubiquitin protein ligase 1 (gene NEURL1). The coding region runs from base 31 to 1698 and encodes 555 amino acids. Gene Ontology annotation, biological process: negative regulation of Notch signaling pathway; nervous system development. The transcript has 6 exons. Gene Ontology annotation, molecular function: ubiquitin protein ligase activity. NCBI's taxonomy places the organism in Eukaryota, Metazoa, Chordata, Aves, Passeriformes, Tyrannidae. Gene Ontology annotation, cellular component: plasma membrane; postsynaptic density. The record is from RefSeq and is a predicted model, not a curated record.
GGGCCGGAGCCGGGCGGGGGCUGCGCCGCCAUGGGGGGGCAGGUGACGAGAAGCAUGCUCUACGAUUCCAUUGGUGGGUCGUUUUCAACUUCCUCCCACAGAUGCCACCACAAGCAGAAGCACUGUCUCCCCAUCUCACAGUGUGGAACUCUGUCCAUCAGCCCUCUGCUUUUCCAUCCUCACACGAAGGGAUCCCAGAUCAUCAUGGACACAACACAGAAGGCGGUGAAGCGCCAGGCUAGCUUCUGCAAUGCCAUUACCUUCAGCAACAGGCCCAUUGUUAUUUAUGAACAAGUCAGGCUUAAGAUCACUAAAAAACAGUGUUGCUGGAGUGGGGCUCUUCGACUUGGCUUUACUUCCAAGGAUCCAUCGAGGAUUAACCCUGAGACUCUGCCGAAGUAUGCAUGCCCUGACUUGGUUUCCCAAAGUGGGUUUUGGGCCAAGGCUCUGCCAGAAGAGUUUGCAAAUGAGGGAAACAUCAUAGCCUUCUGGGUGGACAAGAAGGGACGGGUUUUCUAUCGGGUGAACGACUCCACUGCGAUGCUCUUCUUCAGUGGGGUGAGGACGGCAGAGCCCCUCUGGGCUUUGAUCGAUGUCUAUGGACUCACCCGUGGAGUGCAGCUCUUAGACAGUGAAAUCAUCCCUCCUGACUGCCUGCGGCCACGCUCCUUCACUGCCAUCCGCCGGCCCUCGCUGCGGCGGGACACAGAGGACACGCGUCUCUCAGUCAGCCUGUGUGACCUCAACCUGCAGGAGGAGACCUUCCACGUGACAGCCACCACGUGUCCUAUCCCACAGAACUCCCUCAACUCCCAGCACUCCCACCUCCUCCCCUCCCAGCUGGAAAGCGACCUCCGCUUCCACCACCUCCGGGGACCCCAUGUCAAAAUCCUCGAUGACCAAACUGUGGCCCGUCUGGAGCACGCCCGGGAGGAGAGGACUUUGGUUUUCACCAGCAGGCCCCUUCGGAUCAAUGAAACCAUUUUCGUCAAAAUCAACAAGUCCAACGCUGUGCGCACAGGGACGCUCUCCUACGGGGUGACGUCCUGCGACCCCAGCACCUUGCGCCCCAGUGACCUCCCCUAUAACCCCGAGUCUCUGGUUGACCGAAAGGAGUUCUGGGCCAUCUGCCGAGUGGUGGUGCCUCUCCAGAGCGGAGACAUCCUGGGAUUUACGAUGAAUUCAGAUGGUGAGCUGCACUUGAGUCACAACGGUGCCGGCAUUGGCAUACAGCUCUGUGCAGACUGUUCCCAGCCCCUCUGGAUGUUCUUCGUUUUACAUGGAGCAAUCAUGCAAAUUCGAUUGCUAGGUUCCACCAUAUUAGCAGAACGGCUGGGAUUGUCCACACCAAGCUCACCCACAUCAACACCCAAUUCCCCCACCGUCCUCUGCAGUGGUGUCUCUGGCCCCUUAUUGUCUACAUGUGGCUCUGGCCCCCUCUGCAGCUCUAUCAGUGGCACAGCUCCCAACUCUCCAAGCAGCUUGCCUGAGUCACCGAUUUUCUCAUCCGUCUCAGGGCCCUGGGUAGAUGAAUGCACCAUCUGCUAUGAGAACAUGGUAGACACAGUCAUUUACUCCUGUGGACACAUGUGUCUCUGCUAUUCAUGUGGGCUGAAGCUCAAGAAGAUGGCCAAUGCUUGCUGCCCCAUUUGCAGACGGGCCAUCAAAGAUAUCAUCAAAACAUACCGCAGCACUUAGAGCAACAGCAGAUGCUGUGGUGGGGGACUGGGCAGGUCAGGAGGAGGCCAUGAAACAGCACAGGUCUUGGUCUCUAUUUAUCACCCAGGAGAUUCAAAAACUGUCACUCAUCAUCACCCUGAUCCCCUCUUCCACGGACAGCAGAUGAGACAAGCUUACGUGCUGCUCGUAUACCCUCCAAUCAAGCCCUGGGGCUGAACUCCAGUGUGUCAGGGAAGUUGCGAUGGAUUACUCUCCCUUGUGGAUUUUCAACUUUAUCUCAAAAAAAGCCAGCUGGUGCAAUCAUCCCUUUUCUACACCGUGCACAGCAGAGGGGAGUCUCCACUGUUUAGCAAGUACAGCAAGUGGUAAAAGGUUCAGUGCUACACAUCUCCUUCUAGAGGCACCCCACGUGCAGAGACAGCAGAAGAGAAGAAACAACCAACAUGUUUGUGUACAGCCAGCCUGACCAUAGGAGGCCCCUUAGGAAGGAUGGAGCAAGGCAAGCUUUGAACCAGUGAGGGAGGUGCAGUGAGCACACUCACAGCAGAAAGGCUGUGCAAGAAAGGAACCCAAGAUUUGUGAAGCAAAGCCC